GUCUGCUGUAAGUGUUGAACCAACUCAUGUUGAAAUAACGGAUGAAUGUGGAGGCCAGCACCGCCUCAAUCUCAGCAUCUUGGCCACAGAUGAUACCUGGGGUGCUCCCUCUUUGCUCUCAGCCAGGCUUCAUGGUGGGAAUGGCAAGGCGGUCUUCUCACAGGUACACUUAGAGAGAGACCCGCAAGAAUGCUUUGGGGCAUCGAAUGUCCCCUCCAAGCUUUCCGUCAGUAACGAGGCACGGCUAGAGAUUUUAAGGGACCUUCUUAAUUCAGAACUUAGUAUGGAUACAACAUCCAGCAGUUCUUCAUGUGUUUACACUGCAGCCUAUUUCCUGGGAAGACAUGAGUUGAAGCAAGACCUCCUGAACAGAUUACAGCCACACCUUGAAAACCAAGAGUUGAAAAGGCCCCAGUUAACUCUCCAGUUUGUUAAUGCAAGAGAGAUUGCAAAACAAGCUGAUGAAGACUUGCUGCCUCUCCUUAUGAAUGCAUGUCCUAUGACCUUCUCCACUGUUAGAUACUUUGAGACACUCAAGACAACAUCAAUCGGUCGCUUGGUGAUUUACUGUGAUGUAAUGACCACCAGCAUGAAGGUAACGGCUGGACACCCCCCACUUAUUCAUGGCAUCACUGUGGUACCAACACAGCAGACACAGGGCAAAGGUCGAAGUGGGAAUGCAUGGCUGUCACCACUAGGAUGUGCUAUGUUUACCACACAGCUUCACAUCCCCCUCUCAUCAAACUUGGGACAACAUCUCCCAUUCCUACAGCAUCUUGUUGCCAUUGCAAUAGUGCAAGCUGUGCGAGAGUACCCAGGAUAUGGUGACAUACCUCUGAACCUGAAGUGGCCAAAUGAUAUUUAUAUUGCUGGUGACACUAAAGUAGGAGGUGUUAUUGUGGAAGCCACCACAAUUGGAAAGGAAGUUAUUGCUAAUGUUGGGUGUGGUAUCAACUUGUCAAACAGUAAUCCCACGUACUGUAUCAACGAUGCUGUCCGUCAACACAACAAGGAGCACAAGACCUCGCUUCCUGAGAUUGAUCGAGAGACAUUCCUGGCGAGAAUAUUUAAUCACUUUGAGGGCCUUAUAGACACUUUCCAAAAAGAUGGGCCAGAGGCAGUCUGUCCCAUUUAUUACAAGUAUUGGUUGCAUAGCAAUGCAGUAGUAACAGUCCAGAAUGAAAAUCGAAGCACGGAAAAUGCUGUCAUUACUGGAGUGGAUAACUAUGGUUUCUUAAUAGCACACUUGGUUGAUGGAACAAUGAUCACUCUCCAGCCGGAUGGAAAUUCCUUUGACAUGAUGGAAGGGCUUAUCUAUUCCAAACUCCAGUAACAGAAGAUGUAAUAUAAAUAUUUUAGUGAUGGUUGAUUUUGCAAGAUUUGGUGGUUGUUUCUUUAGUGUUAGGAGGAAGCUUAAAGCAUAAAUGGUUGGCUGAGAUUUGGUGUUGAUUUUUUGAAUGAUUGACUGAUAUGAAGUUGUUGCAAAGUGUUGAGAAAUUGCAGUUACCUAACUAGAGUCUUUUAUUAUAUGUAUAUAUCGGAAGCUAAUUCUAUCUGUUAUUUGUUAUAAAGUUGAAUGAUAUCUUCUUUUUCUAAUGUUACCAAGCAUUAUUAUUUUUUACUUCAGAGAUUUAUGAGAUUGGCAAAAGGGAACUUGGAAGCAAAAAUAUGUGAGGACAAGAAGUGCAUUUUAAAGUACUUGAGCAUGAGUAAUGAAAUUUAGAUGUGAGCACCUGCAUCUGUAAUUAACAUUGUUAAAAAUGUACAGGUGGAUGCAACAAAAUUUUGUUUUGAGUAAGAACCAGUGUUAUAAUGCCAGAACCUGCGAUUGCAUCAUAGGUUAAAAUUGUGAAAUCCUUUAUAAAAAGGAGAAAUAGGCAAUGUAGGUAUUGUGUGUUCAGAAAUAAUGUCAAUUGACUUUGCAGAGGUAGAGGGCAGAAAAGUAAUUAUGGUAAUAUAUCCUAAAUGUCUGUGCCUGUAAGCAUAUCAAAUCAAAUGGAGCCACAGAAUUCUAUUUUAUCAUCUGCAUUGCUGAACUGGUAACAGAUAUCUUGCAAUUAAACUACCUUAUUCCAAUACCCAAUUAGAUUUUAUCUCUAAAUUUCUCUAAUUUUCUACUUUCAAGUUGGCUUCCAAAAUGUGAAACAAGAAGCCCAGAUGAUUCCUAUGGACAUUUUGAAAUCUUCAAGAUAUAUUUUGACAUCUUUGGUAUUGCCACAUCCUCUACUGAAGGCUGGACACAAAACAACUCAUCCUUUAUUGUAUGAAAUUUUGAAUUGGAUGUUAAAGUACUGUGAUAAAUUUUGAUACCAGAUGAGCACAGUAAAUGAAAAGAAAGUAAUUUAAAUGUGUUAAGGAGCUGUGGAUAAGCUCAUUGUAGGGUUGUAAAUGUUGAAGAAAGUUUUUGUACAGAACUGUUUCCAGCAUUGAAAGAAAAAUAAAACAACUUUGGUACUUUGUUAAACCUACUUCUUUGUGUGUAUAAGCCUUAGGUUCUUCUCAGUCUCUGAGACCUGCGUAACUUUGGCCGAGCUUUAAAACAAGUGGAAAACUUGAUCAUGUAAAUAUUUUGGGUGAUAAAUGGAAGAUGGCAAAGUGAGGAGCCUUUGGUCACAAAAAGACAAAAUUUGCUCUGUCGAGUGUUUGUCUGUUGCUGUUAACAGUGGCUUGUAGAAGUCUUGUCAGGCACAGCUGACAUUUGCUCGUAGUAUGUAGUUGGUCACUUCUGGCUGUUGCAGUUCAGUGACAACCAUCUUGUUUAACCCACAUGUCCACUCACUGUAUCUGUGUUGGUUGAGCCUUUUAUGCUAAAAUCCCUCUUUGCUAUUAAUGGCCAGUAAGACUUUUUCUGGUUUAAAAGUUAUGCUUCCAUUUAUAUCAAAAGGGAACGUCGAUGGAUGUUUAUCACCCAGAGCGUGAUAUUUUGUAGUUCCUAGUUAGGAAAUGAAGAAUAUAACUGAAUAACAUAAAAACAGUUGAUUAUGUUGUGACAGAGGAUUAGCAAAUUUGUAUGAAUAAAAAAAAAAAAAAAAAAAAGGUGAAUUGCCAUUGUUAAAGGAUUCACAUACUAUUCCAAAUUCACAGAAGAAAAAAGUCUAAAGGUUAAAGAAAAAAAAAAGUACGAUUGCCUUAAAUUUAAUUCCUCAUCCAGUAAUGAAUUGGAAAGAUGAUGCAUCAUAAAUGGGGAAAAAAAAUCAUUCAAAAGGAAGAAUCAGUUGAAGUAAUGGGUCAUAUUUAAGACCAGGCUUAAAAACUGCAUAUCCAUUUUAUGAUCUUCAGCCAAAAUAUAUCUUGCCGUUGCUGGUUCAUUGGCGAGUUGAUGUUGAUGUAAGAUUUGUAUAUUUUCUUGGGAAUAUUUUUUUUCUUCUUUUUUUUUUAAGGAUAGGCUCUAUUGUAAUACCUGGUCUAGAUGUUUCCAUCAAUUGUAAUGAAAUUUGUUGUUUCCAUGGCACCAGGGAUUCCUAUAUAUUUCUUGAUCUCAGAACUGAAAUGCUCAUUAUAAAAUAAAUUAAUUAAAUGGAGCAUCUUUGGAUUGUUAGUAUUUUCUUGUACUGUUUGUAUAAGAAAACAAAAGAUAUCUUGUAUAUUCCAGUGCCAGGAAACAUGAACUAAUCAUAAAUGAAAUAUUCUCAGUGUUCAUGUAUUGUAUCAAUAGAUAGUAAAUGCUAAAUAUUUGGCUAUGUAAUAAAGUAUAUUUCUGGCAAAGUGCAAUAUAGGAAAGAUAGAUGGCUCUGUGGACUUCAUAUUACCAUUGCCAGAUCAGAGCUGUGGGAUGCUAGCGAGCUUGCUCAUAUUAAUUUCCUUGUAAUUUCACGAACAUCUUUUUAACAUGUUUACAUUUGGUAUCAAGGCAAGUUACAGGGUUGUUUGUAUAUUGUGAGAAGUGAUGAGCUUUGAUAAGGUGAGGGUGAGAGCCAGAAGCUCCUCAAGAGAUAUGUUGUGCCAUUAUUUAUCAUUCUUAUUAUUGUUUAACUCCUUUUUGCAAUGGAUCCCCUUCAGAUCUUAUACUUCGUACAUACCGUGAUAUGAUUCUCUGUUGUCAUUGUUGAAUUGUUUAAGAAAUGGAUAUAUUUUCAUAUAGAUUAUGUAUCUCUUGAAAGGAGAGCAUUUGAGUUCUAAAACUUAUGUGCUCUGUUAAAAGAAGAAGAAGAAGAAGAAAAUAAAUUUAUCUAGUCAUAUAUGUAACAUGUGUUGUAUAUUCCAACAAGGUGAAGGUAGGUUUGUCACAAGUAAUGCAUAGUGUGAGGCUUGAUUAUCUUCAUGUAAUUGUUGAUGCAAUAAUCACUAAUUUCUUGUUUUAAUGUGUGGGUAAAGCUACUGAGCAUGUAAAGUUUUCAAUGUCAGUUUAAGAAGACUGAUGAUAAAUAGAUUUUCCUUUCUUUCUUUCUUUCUUUUUUCAAUAGUUAUUCCAGGGUUUUUACUUGUAAAGUAGGUUUAAUAUUAGUUAUUUUAUGAAGUAUAAAUAAAUAUAUAUAACAACAAGGUCAUGUACUAAGAAACCUACAUAGAUUUUUGUGCCUGCCAUGACUGUUAGGAAAAGUAGUUUCUUUAUUUCAGUCUUGCUCUUUUUUUCUUUUUCUUUCUUUCUAUUUCUUAUUUGUAAUAUUGCCUACCACUGGGGAGGAGGAUGUCCCACUCAUGACGGUGCAUGUAGAACUGUGAUUAUCGCCAAAGACACAUUUUUAUUUUUAUAAUAAUCCUGUUAAAGGAAUUGUAUGGGUAUUUCUUGCCUUAACAGAUUUGCUGACAUGCUUUAUGUUUUGUACCAUUCACAGAAGCAUACUCCAUUGAAAACUAAUAUAUAAUAUAUUAUUUUUAAAUACAUAAAAACUUAUCAUUACACUUUAAUGGAAUAAAGCCUAGCAUGUGAACAAUUCUUCAUGUACAAACAUCAAAGAGCAAAUCAGGAAGGGCCUUUUUUGAUCGUCAUCAUCAUCGUGUGUGGCACACGUUCCCUAGGGAUUGCAUCUCAAAAAGAAAAGAAAAAAAAAUGUAUAUACUGUUGACUAGUAUUAAGUGGUAUAGAGGCAAUAAGGCACAAGCAUGUACUGUGCAUACUGAACAGGUUUAUUGAAAAUGACAGCAAAAAAUAAAACAAAGUAGACUUUAAUGCAGGUAUGAAUGUUUGCCGCAUGAAAGCUCUCAACUGAUUAUCCUAUGUUUGAAACAGUUUUGUGCUUGUGUACCAGUGUCUUGUACGAAGUACUCUGUGAAUAUAUUCCAUUAAUGAACAUUAAUAUCACA
Penaeus vannamei (Pacific white shrimp) is the source of this 5244-nucleotide messenger RNA. Lineage: Eukaryota; Metazoa; Arthropoda; Malacostraca; Decapoda; Penaeidae. The record is from RefSeq and is a predicted model, not a curated record.